AAAAAAAGUUUCAAAACUUACAUGAUGAGAACUUUAGUUGGAGGGCAAGUGGACCUAACUCUCUACUUACUCCAACAUCCCGUUUUGGUUUCAGUCUCUAUAAAUUUGCCCAUAACUCACAAGGAUUUUCCUUUGUCACAUCAUUUUAAAAUUAAGUAUACUGUUACACUCAUACACACACAAAAUGGCAAACUUGUGUACACUUGUUGGUUGCCUUGUCAUCUUCUUCUUCACUGUUGUCACACCUGCCUCUUCGGCCACUCACUCCGUCGAAUGGUCGCUCGGGAAGGAUUAUAGCUCAUUGGCUACCGGGAAACCAUUUGCCGUUGGCGAUACCAUCGUGUUCAAUUACGGUGCGGGUCACACGGUGGACGAAGUGAGUGAAAGUGACUACAAGAGUUGCACCUUGGGGAACUCAAUUUCUUCCGACAGUAGCGGAACCACAAGCAUAGCUCUCAAGACAUCUGGUUCUCACUACUUCAUCUGCGCUAUCCCAGGCCACUGCAGCGGCGGCAUGAAGCUCUCCGUCAACGUAGGUGCAGCAGCCUCUUCAGGCGGUGGAGGAGACGGUGCCACCGCCAAAAAUACACCGGCAGAGGGAGGAAAAACUUCUCCGGUAGAAGGUGGAAAGGCUGCUCCUUCUGCUUCUGCCACAGCUAUGUUGAAGCCGUUCGAGGCUUUGGUUGUGACUUGUGUAGUUGCAUUGUUAUACGGUUUGGCUCUUUCUUAGUUGGUUACAAGUGUUGUGGUGUGGUUUGACUCGUUUGAAAGACCAGGCUAGAGGCAGUGCUAUUAGCCCUAUUAUUAUAUUAUGCUUCUUGUUUUGUGAUUAAUUAUUCUAAUAAUAUUUUUCCUAUGUUUCGAAUUUACAUUUCUUUAUUGCUAUAAACCUUUACUAAAAACGUACAUCAAAUUUCGAC
Thlaspi arvense is the source of this 920-nucleotide messenger RNA. The record is from the annotation of a GenBank genome assembly. Lineage: Eukaryota; Viridiplantae; Streptophyta; Magnoliopsida; Brassicales; Brassicaceae.